AGAAGUUGACAACUCUCUAGUUAACAAUAUGUCUUAGAUGGUUGGCGCAGAUUUCAAUGUCCAAAGCAAUUCCGAACUGAGGUAUGCAAAGGAUGCUGCUGCUGUUGAGUAUUUUCAGCAAUGGUCUGCAAUUGAGAGAUUGCCCAUCUUUGAAGGGCUAAGAUCAUCUUUGUUUGAUAAUGAUAGAGGAAAGCAAGUGAUUGAUAUCACCAAGCUUGGAUCACUAGAGCGGCAUAUAUUUGUAGAGAAGCUCAUCAAACACAUUCAAAAUGAUAACCUUCAGUCGUUGAGGAAUAUAAGAACUAGAAUAGACAAGGCAGUUGAUGAGCAGGUGGCAAAGUCCACUUGCUUCUCUUGGAUGGUGCUGAUACUUCUGAAACCUGGUGGACAUGUAAUAUACUCUGGAUCAUUGGGAGAGAAUUCAAGUAACGUUAUUGAAUAUUUUGAGGGUAUAUCUGGGGUACCAAAGAUCAGAAAAAACCAUAAUCCCGCUUCUUGGAUAUUAGAAGUCACUUCUCCAUCUACAGAAGCUGAACUCGGUGUAGAUUUUGCUCAAAUAUACAAGGGUUCUGCUUUCUUUGAGAGAAGUCAGGAGCUUGUGAGGCAGCUGAGUACCCCACCUCCUGGAUCCAUAGAGCUGAAUUUUCCAACCUUGUUUGCACAAAAUGGUUGGGAACAAUUCAAAUCUUGCCUUUGGAAACAAAACCUUUCUUAUUGGAGAAAUCCUUCUUACAACCUCACACGUAUCACGCAUGCCCUUGUGACCUCUUUGAUUUUUGGAAUACUCUUUCGGGGCCAAGGAAAGAAAUUAAAUGAUCAGCAGGAUGUAUUUAAUGUGGUGGGUUCAGUGCAUGCCAGUAUGAUCUUCAUGGCUAUAAACAACUGCCAAGCUGUCUUGCCCCAUGUUGCAAGGGAGAGAAGUGUCAUGUAUCGUGAAAGAUUUGCAGGGAUGUACUCUGCUUGGGCUUAUGCCUUUGCACUGGUGGUAGUUGAGGUUCCCUAUAUAUUAGUCCAAAGUGUUGGGUAUGUGAUCGUCGCAUAUUCAUUGAUUGGUUAUUAUAGAUCUGCUUAUAAGGUUUUGUGGUACUUCUAUGCCAUCUUCUCUGCUUUGUUGUGCUACAACUACAUGGGAAUGGCUCUCAUCUCUUUGACACCAAACUUCAUAGUGGCUACCAUAUUUGCAUCAAUGUUCUUCAGACUCACAAAUAUCUUUUCUGGGCUUACAAUCCCCCAGCCGCAAAUUCCACGGUGGUGGAUUUGGUUGUAUUAUCUGGUUCCUACUUCUUGGACACUCAAGGGGUUGCUUGCUUCACAAUAUGGUGAUAUUCACCAGGAAAUUGUUGCAUUGGGGGAAAGGACAACAGUAGAUUCAUUCUUAAAUGAUCAUUAUGGGUUUAGGCGUUUAGCCAUGAUCAGUUAGGAACAACAGGGGUGAUUCUCAUAGCCUACCCCCUGGCAUUUGCUUUCAUUUUUGCAUUUUUUGUUGGACGAUUGAAUUUUCUGGGAAGAUGAACCAACUGCUUCUACUCUAAGCAAUGCAGCUGCUGGUUUUUUGUCAUUUAUUUACAGAAUAAAAUCUGUUCAAGUUA
Molecule: messenger RNA, 1589 nt
Organism: Rubroshorea leprosula
Lineage: Eukaryota; Viridiplantae; Streptophyta; Magnoliopsida; Malvales; Dipterocarpaceae
Source: the annotation of a GenBank genome assembly